This is a messenger RNA of Entrophospora candida, 2274 nucleotides long. NCBI's taxonomy places the organism in Eukaryota, Fungi, Glomeromycota, Glomeromycetes, Entrophosporales, Entrophosporaceae. The record is from the annotation of a GenBank genome assembly.
AUGCCAAGAUCUACUAAAAAUCUUGACAUAAAGAUUGAAGAACAAGAUGGAACUCGCUUUUCCUGGAAUGUUUUUCCAGCUUCAAGAUUAGAUGCUACAAGAAUUGUGGUUCCCAUAUCUUGCCUUUACACUCCAUUAAAAGAACGAGACGAUUUACCACCAAUCUAUUAUGAGCCUGUAACUUGUAAAGCUCCUUGCCGUGCAAUUUUAAAUCCUUACUGUCAAAUAGAUGUUCGUGGUAAACUUUGGAUAUGUCCUUUUUGUCUUCAGAGGAAUGCUUUUCCUCCUCAUUAUAAAGAUAUUUCAACUACCAAUCUUCCGGCAGAAUUAUUACCAAAAUAUACCACUAUUGAGUACACCCUUGCUCGUGCUGCUCAAAUUCCUCCAACUUUUUUAUUUGUAGUAGAUACAUGUCUUGAAGAUGAUGAUUUAAAGGCAUUGAAAGAUUCUUUGGUAGUCAGCCUUAGUCUUUUGCCGCCUCUUGCACUGACGCAAGUUCAUGAGAUUGGUUAUACCGAAUGUCCUAAAUCUUAUGUUUUUCGUGGUACAAAAGAAUACACUUCAAAACAAAUUCAAGAUAUGCUUGGUCUUGCCACGCCAACUGUCAGACCACCAAUUCAAAGACCUGGCCAACCAGGAAUUACUCAAAAUCUUGGUGCUAGCAGAUUUCUACAACCAAUUCAACAAUGUGAAUUUGCAUUAACAUCAACAUUAGAACAACUUCAACGUGACCCAUGGCCUGUUGCAAAUGACAAAAGAUCACAAAGAUGUACUGGUGUAGCAAUGUCAGUUGCAAUUGGUUUAAUGGAAUCUACUUAUCCUGGUACUGGAGCUCGUAUAAUGUUAUUCUGUGGUGGACCUGCUACAGAAGGACCUGGUAUGGUUGUUGGUAAUGAAUUAAAAGAGCCAAUUAGAUCUCAUCAUGAUAUUGAAAAAGAUAAUAUAAAAUACUACAAAAAAGCCACCAAAUUUUACGAAGCACUUUCAAAACGAGCAUCGACUAAUGGCCAUAUAGUUGAUAUAUUUGCUGGGUGUCUUGAUCAAAUUGGAUUACUUGAAAUGAAAUCUUUAGUCAAUGCUACUGGUGGUUUUAUGAUUAUUUCAGAUUCCUUCACAACCGCAAUCUUCAAGCAAAGUUUCCAACGUGUAUUCAACAAAGAUUCUCAAGGUAAUUUACUAAUGGGAUUCAAUGCUACUUUGGAUGUUCAGACAACAAGAGAGAUGCGUGUUUGUGGUUUGAUUGGACAUGCUGUUUCUGCAAAUAAAAAAAGCGCAUCAGUGGCAGAAACCGAAAUUGGUAUUGCCAACACAUCCGCUUGGAAAAUGUGCGGUAUAACACCAAAAUCUACAGCAGCAGUAUAUUUUGAAGUGGUGACUCAACAUGGACAACCUCUUCAACCUGGUUCACGUGGUUUAAUUCAAUUCUUGACACAUUACCAACAUUCAAGUGGUCAAUUCCGUUUACGAGUAACAACUGUAGCCAGGAAUUUUGCAGAAGGAAAUAGCCCACAAAUUGCCCAAUCUUUUGAUCAGGAAGCUGCGGCUGUGCUAAUGGCUAGAAUAGCAAUUUUCAAGGCGGAGAUUGAUGAUGGUCCUGAUGUGUUAAGAUGGUUGGAUCGUAUGUUAAUAAGAUUGUGUCAGAAAUUCGCUGAUUAUAGAAAAGAUGAUCCAUCAUCAUUUCGUCUUUCAGAAAACUUUUCUAUUUAUCCUCAAUUCAUGUUUCAUUUAAGAAGAAGUCAAUUUUUACAAGUCUUCAAUAAUAGUCCUGAUGAAACUGCCUUUUAUCGGCAUGUAUUGAAUCGGGAAGAUGUUAAUAAUUCAUUAAUUAUGAUUCAGCCUACAUUAACAUCCUAUGCUAUUGAUUCACCACCACAAGCUGUACUAUUGGAUUCGAUUUCAAUCAAGCCAGAUGUCAUUCUAUUGCUUGACACAUUUUUCCACAUCCUUAUCUUUCAUGGGGAAACUAUUGCUCAAUGGAGAAAAGCCGGUUAUCAAGAUCAAGACGGUUAUCAAAAUUUUAGAGAUUUAUUGGAAGCACCAAAAAAAGAAUCUGAAGAACUUUUGAUAGAUCGAUUUCCAACUCCACGUUAUAUUGUUUGUGAUCAAAAUGGAUCACAGGCACGUUUUCUUCUUUCUAAGCUUAAUCCUUCAACUACACAUGUUUCUGGCGGUAUGUAUGGAACACCUCAAGGUCAAGCAAUUUUCACCGAUGAUGUCAGCUUACAAGUUUUCAUGGAACAUUUGAAAAAGUUGGCAGUCAGUGGGUCUUCUUAA